Chiroxiphia lanceolata (lance-tailed manakin) is the source of this 2481-nucleotide messenger RNA. RefSeq names its product tetraspanin 12 (gene TSPAN12). Lineage: Eukaryota; Metazoa; Chordata; Aves; Passeriformes; Pipridae. The transcript has 10 exons. The record is from RefSeq and is a predicted model, not a curated record. Gene Ontology annotation, cellular component: membrane. Bases 89 to 1240 code for a protein of 383 amino acids.
GGGGCAGUCCCGGGACCGGACCUUCUCCCGCGUCCGCUGCAGGGCAUGGGCGCCGCGGCUCCGCGCUGUGCUGCCGCGCCCCGGCCCCAUGAGCCCUCGCCGGAGCGAGGUGCCGGCGGCCCGGCCUCGGGAGGGAGGAUGUGGUGAGAGGAUGGGGCUGUGUCCCGCGGGGGCUCGCCAUGGCCAGGGAGGACUCGGUGAAGUGCCUGCGCUGCCUGCUCUACGCCCUCAACCUGCUCUUCUGGGUGAGUUUCAGAGGAAUUCUGUGACCCGAGAUGAACUCCAAAAGCAAUCUACUCUGCCCAGGCCUUACCUGGAGUCUUUUUUCUGCAUUCAGUGGCCAGAUCCUAACUGGAUAAAGGAUCUUUUGAGUGUGUUGUGGUAUGACAAGUCACAGUUGAUGUCCAUCAGCGUAUUAGGUGUUUCUGCUUGGAUGAGAGACUACCUGAAUAAUGUUCUCACUUUAACUGCAGAAACAAGGGUGGAGGAAGCUGUCAUUUUGACUUACUUUCCUGUGGUCCACCCGGUUAUGAUUGCAGUCUGCUGUUUCCUCAUCAUAGUUGGAAUGCUGGGGUACUGUGGAACAGUGAAAAGAAAUCUGUUGCUCCUUGUCUGGUACUUUGGAAGCUUACUUGUAAUAUUCUGUGUUGAACUGGCCUGUGGUGUUUGGACCUAUGAGCAGGAAAUAACGGUUCCAGUGCAGUGGUCUGAUAUGAUCACGCUGAAAGCCAGGAUGACCAAUUAUGGCCUACCUAGGUACCAGUGGCUGACCCAUGCUUGGAAUUUCUUCCAGAGGGAGUUUAAAUGUUGUGGCGUCGUGUACUUCACAGACUGGCUGGAAAUGACAGAGUUGGACUGGCCACCUGACUCCUGUUGUGUCAGAGAGUUCCCAGGAUGCUCUAAGCAGGCGCAUCAUGAGGAUCUCAGUGACCUUUAUCAGGAGGGAUGUGGUAAAAAAAUGUACACUUUUUUGAGGGGGACGAAGCAAUUGCAAGUGCUGAGAUUUCUAGGCAUCUCUAUUGGAGUUACGCAGAUCCUGGCUAUGAUCCUCACCAUUACUUUGCUGUGGGCUCUGUACUAUGACAGAAGGGAUCCUAGGACAGAUCAGAUCAUGGCCCUGAAAAGUGAUACCUCGCAGGAGCUACUGAAACCAAGCCUGACCAGGAUCUUUGAACAUACAUCCAUGGCAAACAGCUUUAAUGCACACUUUGAAAUGGAAGAGCUAGAGGUGAUGCAAUGAGUCUGAGAAGUCACGGAGGGUUUUAAUUGUUUUGUUGUGUUUUUAUUCUGUUCCAUCAAGUGUGCCAAAUAUACCGGUCAUCUUAUGUGUCAAAAACCAGCUAAUGAGUGGAAGUGAAGGAGACAAGAAAGAAAAGCCUGUUGUCAGCUUCUUAGCCAUGUCCUCAACCAUGAAACAGAGUUGAUUUUGUGUGCUUGUUUUUUAAAAGGCACUCAUUGAGUUGGGCACAAUAAUAUUUUACUUAUUGUAAAAUAAGUACUGAUUCAUUCACAAGUAGACAGAACCUCUAAGGAAACAUCAGGGGAAAGGAAGAGAAAUACUCAUCUUGUGAAGAAACAACGUGCUUUGGACAGACAAAAUGUGACUUCGGUUGAAAUGGACUUUUAAAUUUUAAUAAGCCAUUUGGAAAAUGUCUUAAUCAGGGAUCUGUGUAUGUAUAAUUGUGUGUUUUCGUGUGUGCAUGAAAAGCAGAACUAGAAUUCAAGUUAAUACUUGGAUUAAAAAAUUUGCAAGAUUUGUAAAAAGGACGAGAUUUUCUUUUUUCUAACAAAACCUUUAUCUUAGCUUUUGUUGUUAAAGAUGUUCAAAAAUUUCUAUUUUUAUCUAACAUAACUGUUUAUUUUUUAAUUUUAAAUGUAUUACACAGGGAUUCAAAACUAAACUAUAACUCUGGACAAUAGACUUUAAUUUUCUGGAGAAUUCGUCCUUGAAACAGUUUGUUCUGCGGACUGUUUUUUAGUGAAAAGGAAGAAAACCUUAAACGUUCUUUCCAAAAUGGGAAUCAAUAUAGGAGUAGCACAUUUUUAGAGAUAAAUCUUUUCUCCUGUCUGUGAUUCCCCUGAAGCUAGAAACAAAAGACUGAAAGAAAAAUGCUUACAGUUCUGGAUGCUAUUGCAAUAAUUCUAAAAGUAUAUGAGAAUUUAUACUUUGGCGACUUCUUCAUUAAGAGCUCUCUGGUGGCUUAAAUGCCAACUGGAAAUAGCAUUAAAAUAUAUUUAUUGAGGUGGGAAAAGUGCAUUUUACUGUAUUUUUAUGAACAAUGUUUAUUUCAUAAGAUUAUUUUUACAAUUGGCCACACUCCUGAAAUAUAUAUUUGUUCCACUGAGUAUAGUAGUUUGUGGCAAAUGGAGUUUUUACAUAAUAUUACGUUAAAAAAAAAUCUUUCAUUUGUUUUGGAAUUUGUAAAAGAAAAAAAAGUAAAGUGUGAUUUGGUAGACAAUAAAAUUACUUUUCUCUUAAAU